Aspergillus wentii DTO 134E9 is the source of this 822-nucleotide messenger RNA. RefSeq lists its product as uncharacterized. The transcript has a single exon. The record is from RefSeq and is a predicted model, not a curated record. Bases 1 to 822 code for a protein of 273 amino acids. NCBI's taxonomy places the organism in Eukaryota, Fungi, Ascomycota, Eurotiomycetes, Eurotiales, Aspergillaceae.
AUGGCGGAUCUCAAUGAUGCUAUCUCUAGCCCAACAAAUGCAUAUCACAUCUCACCAGCAGACCAGCAUGAGUCUACGACCAUGCAAGACACGAUCGCCUUCAUCGAAACAAAAUACUACGCUCAUAUCCACGACGGGGGAACGCAGUUCAUCUCACUUCUCAACCUCCCCGAGGAUAAGUAUCAGGCAUUUGAGGCAAAGCGAGAGGAGCACACAUUGCCCUCGAUGCGUGUGCAUUAUUAUCCCAGCCAUGCAACGGCCAUCAUGAAACUCGCGGGAAACACCCAUGAGACAACAAGCAGGGAGAUCUACUCCAUGAUACGCGAUACUUUUGUUUCUUUCCAGAUUCGGUCGAAUAUUCUCCAACCUCGAGGUGCUAGUAGACAGAUGAUGGCCGACGGGAGCAGCAAGGAGCCAGAUGAUUGCUGGAUUCCUCGAUUGACUAGAUCUCGUGAUGAUUUCCCUUCGUUCGUGGUUGAGCUUGGUGAGGCUAUACAUCAGCUGCGUGUGAGUGCGAGGAUGUGGAUUGAGGAUCGUAAUGGGAUGACGAGGGUUGUUUUACUCGUUUCUGUUGACUGGAUGAGUCAGAGGAUCAGGAUGGAGAGAUGGGAGGGGAUUGAUGCAGAUGGCAUAAGAGCACAGUGUGUCCAGGAGGUCAUAAUCGACUAUGCAAAUACCACGGUGGAAAACGCCCCUCUAUUCCUCCCAUUGUGGCUGAUGCUGGAUGCUCCUAUCCAAAUGAUCGUGGCUUUCGAUCAAGAUCAGCUAUUUUUAAUACCAGAUAGCACACUUCUACAUUGGGCACAUGAUGUCUUUCUCUGA